ACUUUUAAUUAAUUACACACAAUGUCUGACGUUAAGACCGAAUCCUACGAAUUUCAAGCUGAGAUCACUCAGUUGAUGUCCUUGAUCAUCAACACCGUGUACUCUAACAAGGAAAUUUUCCUCCGUGAGUUGAUCUCCAACGCCUCUGAUGCCAUCGACAAGAUUAGAUACGAGGCCCUUGCCGACCCGGCCAAGAUGGAGUCCGAACCUGAAUUGUUCAUCAGAAUCACCCCUAAGCCAGAGGAAAAGGUUUUGGAAAUCAGAGAUACCGGUAUCGGUAUGACCAAGUCAGACUUGGUCAACAACUUGGGGACUAUCGCCAAGUCUGGUACCAAGGCCUUCAUGGAGGCCUUGUCCGCUGGUGCCGACGUGUCCAUGAUUGGUCAGUUCGGUGUUGGUUUCUACUCCCUUUUUUUGGUUGCCGACCACGUCCAGGUCAUCUCCAAGCACAACGACGACGAACAGUACAUCUGGGAGUCCAACGCCGGUGGUAAGUUCACCGUCACUCUCGACGAAACCAACGAGAAGAUUGGCCGUGGUACCGUCUUGCGUUUGUUCUUGAAGGAAGACCAGUUGGAAUACCUUGAGGAAAAGAGAAUCAAGGAGGUUGUCAAGCGUCACUCCGAGUUCGUUGCCUACCCAAUCCAGUUGGUUGUGACCAAGGAUGUUGAAAAGGAGGUUGACGUCGAGGAGGAGGCCUCCGACGAUAAGGCUCCAAAGUUGGAGGAAGUCGACGAUGAGACCGAUGCCAAGAAGACCAAGACCGUCACCGAGCAGGUCACCGAAACCGAAGAGUUGAACAAGACCAAGCCUUUAUGGACCAGAAACCCAUCUGAGGUCACCCCAGAUGAGUACAAUGCUUUCUACAAGUCCAUUUCUAACGACUGGGAAGACCCAUUGGCCGUCAAGCACUUCUCCGUCGAAGGUCAGUUGGAAUUCAAGGCCAUUCUUUUCGUUCCAAAGAGAGCUCCAUUCGACUUGUUUGAGUCCAAGAAGAAGAAGCAGAACAUCAAGUUGUACGUUAGAAGAGUUUUCAUCACCGACGAAGCUGAGGACUUGAUCCCAGAAUGGUUGUCUUUUGUCAGAGGUGUCGUCGACUCCGAGGACUUGCCGUUGAAUUUGUCCCGUGAGUUGUUGCAACAGAACAAGAUCUUGAAGGUCAUCAAGAAGAACAUUGUCAAGAAGUUGAUUGAGACCUUUAACGAGAUUGCCGAAGACCAGGAGCAGUUUGAAAAGUUCUACACCGCUUUCGGCAAGAACUUGAAGCUCGGUGUUCACGAGGACCAGCAGAACAGAGCCGCGUUGGCCAAGUUGUUGAGAUACAACUCCACCAAGUCUGCUGAGGAACUCACCUCCUUGACCGACUACGUCACCAGAAUGCCAGAGCACCAGAAGAACAUCUACUACAUCACCGGUGAGUCCUUGAAGGCUGUUGAAAAGUCGCCAUUCUUGGACGCUUUGAAGGCCAAGAACUUUGAGGUUCUCUUCAUGGUUGACCCAAUUGACGAGUACGCCAUGACCCAGUUAAAGGAGUUUGAAGACAAGAAGUUGGUCGACAUCACCAAGGACUUUGAAUUGGAAGAAACCGAAGAAGAAAAGACUGAGAGAGAGUUGGAAAUCGCUGAAUUCGAACCAUUGACCAAGGCCUUGAAGGAGAUCUUGGGUGAGCAGGUCGAAAAGGUUGUUGUCUCUCACAAGUUGGUCGACGCCCCAGCCGCCAUCAGAACCGGCCAGUUUGGUUGGUCCGCCAACAUGGAGAGAAUCAUGAAGGCCCAGGCCUUGAGAGACACCUCCAUGUCCUCUUACAUGUCUUCCAAGAAGACUUUCGAAAUCUCUCCAAAGUCCUCUAUCAUCAAGGAGUUGAGAAAGAAGGUCGAAACCGACGGUGCCGAAGACAGAACCGUCAAGGACUUGACCAACUUGUUGUACGAGACCGCCUUGUUGACCUCCGGUUUCACCUUGGACGAGCCAAACUCCUUCGCUGCCAGAAUUAACAGAUUGAUCUCUCUUGGGUUAAACAUUGACGAGGAAGAGGUUGAGGAAGCUGCCAACGUCGAGGAGGUUACCGAAGACGCCGUUGCCGAAUCUGCCAUGGAAGAAGUUGAUUAAGCGGCUUGCCCCUCUAAUU
Molecule: messenger RNA, 2128 nt
Organism: Babjeviella inositovora NRRL Y-12698
Lineage: Eukaryota; Fungi; Ascomycota; Pichiomycetes; Serinales
Gene: HSP90
Product: Hsp90 family chaperone
Exons: 1
Coding region: 22-2109 (695 amino acids)
Biological process (GO): protein stabilization; cellular response to heat; protein folding
Cellular component (GO): perinuclear region of cytoplasm; protein-containing complex; plasma membrane
Molecular function (GO): ATP binding; ATP-dependent protein folding chaperone; ATP hydrolysis activity
Source: RefSeq, a predicted model, not a curated record